GCUGCCUCUGCAAACCUGCUUGUGCAAUGGGUGGGUUGUGAGCGCUGGUAAGACUUGGGAGACGCGUCGCCCUUUUGCCGCUGCCUUUCUUCUCUCAGCCUUUGUCCCUUCUCGCCCAUUUAUUUCUCUUUCUCCAUGUGCUCUGCCGUUCUGUCUCCGGGGUUUUCGCUGUCAGGUAAUGAGGAGCUGUGGGCCCCGUCAGCCUUGGAGAUGCCGAAACGACGAGACAUCCUGGCCAUCGUGUUGAUAGUGCUUCCUUGGACGCUGCUCAUCACUGUUUGGCACCAGAGCACCAUUGCUCCGCUGCUGACAGUGCACAAGGAGGAUGGUGGAGACGCCCGUCACGACUUCUCCCAGGGCUCGGACUCCAAGGAGUACUGCCUGUCUGACCGCGACAUUGUGGAGGUGGUUAGGACAGAGUACGUCUACACCCGCCCACCUCCUUGGUCGGACGCCUUGCCCACCAUCCAUGUCGUCACGCCCACGUACAGCCGGCCGGUCCAGAAGGCGGAGCUGACCCGUCUGGCCAACACUUUUUUACACGUUCCGAACUUGCACUGGAUCCUUGUGGAGGACUCCCAGCGGCGGACGCCUUUGGUCACCCGGCUCCUGAGGGACACGGGGCUGAACUACACCCAUCUCAAUGUGGAGACCCCACGCAAUUACAAGCUGAGGGGGGAUAUGAGGGACCCGCGGAUCCCCCGGGGGACGAUGCAAAGGAACCUGGCCCUACGGUGGCUGAGGGAGACCUUUAAUAAAAACAACAGCCAGCCUGCGAUAGUUUACUUUGCGGAUGAUGAUAACACCUACAGCCUGGAACUCUUUGAGGAGAUGAGGACCACCAGGAAAGUGUCGGUGUGGCCAGUGGCCUUUGUGGGCGGCUUACGCUACGAGUCACCCAAAGUGAACGCUGCCGGGAAGGUGUACGGCUGGAAAACGGUCUUCGAUCCUCACCGGCCUUUUGCCAUCGACAUGGCCGGCUUCGCGGUGAACCUCAGGCUGAUCCUCCAGAGACCUCAGGCUUACUUCAAACUACGAGGGGUGAAGGGGGGCUAUCAGGAGAGCAGCCUGCUCCGGGAGCUGGUGACCCUGAACGACCUCGAGCCGAAAGCUGCCAAUUGCACUAAGAUUCUUGUCUGGCACACAAGGACAGAGAAACCCGUGCUGGUGAAUGAGGGAAAGAAAGGCUUCACAGACUCCAAUGUGGAAAUCUGACAUCACACGGCGAAAGCAGAGAAAAUAUUAUCAGUCUGUUCCCUCUUGUGGAGUCCUCAAGUCGAGUACCCAGUCUCCAGGCAGAAGUCUGGACACUUUUAACAAAUUGAGAGGAACUGAGCUGAAUCACCAAACCAACCGAAACUGCUCGGGUUCUUCUGAACUUCCUCGCAGACUCUUGAAUGAAGAAGGAAAGCAACACAACUGUUCCUCUGGAGACAAACUGGUUUUAAAAAAAAUGGCAAAGGGGGGGAAAAGCACAGAAAGCUGCAUUGUUGGCAGCAGCAUUUUUUGGGCAGACAUGCAGAGACCC
Elgaria multicarinata webbii is the source of this 1528-nucleotide messenger RNA. It is a transcript of the gene B3GAT1, whose product is annotated as beta-1,3-glucuronyltransferase 1. Lineage: Eukaryota; Metazoa; Chordata; Lepidosauria; Squamata; Anguidae. Bases 136 to 1215 code for a protein of 359 amino acids. Gene Ontology annotation, molecular function: galactosylgalactosylxylosylprotein 3-beta-glucuronosyltransferase activity. The transcript is spliced from 5 exons. The record is from RefSeq and is a predicted model, not a curated record. Gene Ontology annotation, biological process: carbohydrate metabolic process; chondroitin sulfate proteoglycan biosynthetic process. Gene Ontology annotation, cellular component: Golgi membrane.